AAUACAUCUAUCAAAAAAUACACACCGGUGAGCCGUAUCUAGAUAUUUGUACAUCACGACAUAGAAUUACGUUUGAGAACUGUGGAUAUUUGAAAGUUAUAAAAGGUAAACAAAUAACAGAUUGCACGAUACAUGAAAAAAAAAAAAGGAUUUAGAAUAUUAUAGAAAAAUAAUAACGUGAAGCUUAUCCUUUGAGACUUGGAUACGAUCUCCUUUUUUUGUGAAAUUAGUCUUCAGAAUAAUAAAAAAAGGAAAUAAUACACUAAGUGAAUCACAAACACAUAGAAUAUAAAGAUGGAAAAUAUUGAGAUAAAAGCAAGAAUUCAGGAUAUUGAUCGUGUUAUUUUAAAAGCCAAAGAGUUGAGUAAUAGUGAUGGACAAAUAAUAACGCAGCAUGAUGUUUUCUUUAACGCAACAAAAUCAAGAUUAAAAUUACGAAAAUUUGAGGAUGGUACCGCAGAAUUAAUUUCCUACAUGCGACCCAAUACAACAGGACCGAAAAUAUCUCUUUACAACAAAGCAUCCAUAUAUGCAGAUACUGUAAACUUAAUUGAACAUAUUUUGUCAAGUUCGAUUGGUGUGACAAGGGUUGUUAAAAAGACAAGACAUGUAUAUAUUGUUGGACGAACACGAAUACACAUUGAUAAUGUUGAUAAUUUGGGCAAUUUUAUAGAAUUAGAGGUAAUGAUGCGAUCAGACGAUAAGAAUAUAACGGAUUGCGACCGGGAAACCGCAGAGAAGAUUGCUGCUGAUCUUAUGAAAGCACUGUCAAUAAAAGAAGAAGAUUUAAUCGCGGAAGCGUACGUAGAUUUACUCAGUCGUGUAUGAUGAAUCUUACUUUCUGUACAGAUGUGAAAUAAUGAUUAAUUUAUAUUGAGUCAAAGGUAAAAAAGCAUAAAUGUAUUUUUCUUUUUUUUAUAAGAUUCAAUCAAUUUUAAUAAAUAAUUUUUAUAAAACCGAA
Molecule: messenger RNA, 961 nt
Organism: Formica exsecta
Lineage: Eukaryota; Metazoa; Arthropoda; Insecta; Hymenoptera; Formicidae
Exons: 4
Coding region: 295-828 (177 amino acids)
Source: RefSeq, a predicted model, not a curated record